AUGCCUAAUGUUCAUGAAGAUGCCGGACAUACUAUCGUACACUUCCUAUACACAGGCAACUACGAAACAGUCAACUCGCCUCUUGACGAAGGCACAUCCGAUAUCUCCAGGGAAUUCAGAAGGAGUGUUCUAGUUUACCAAGCGGCAAGAACCUACGAUCUUUGCGAGCUUGAAACUAUUGCCAAACAGAAGAUGGAGCUAUUAGACGAGGAGAUUCCUAUCCUUGAAAAGAUGCGGGUGAUGAGGGAUGUCUUUUCGAGUCUCCCCGCAGGUGAAACAUGGCUUUCAAGUUACAUGGAAGAAAACUUGCAGCGAACGCUGAUGCCUGAAGGUCCAGGGAUUGGUCCUCAUGGAUUUUACAGUAUCCUUGGACAAAAUCAUCAUUUUGAUAUUGUUUUGAUGAAAAUGAUUGUCGAAAUUGUUUCCAUUCGCUGGCUUUCUAUUAAAGAGCAGUAUGAAAAAUUAUCGAAUGAAACACACGCGACAAAUUGUGUUCCUCAAGAGCCUGCUUCUGAAGAGUCUUUUCCUGAAGAGCCUGCCCUUGCAGAUCCUGUUCCCGAUGAGACUGCUCCCGAUGACAAUUUUCCCUCUGACGCUGUUGCCGGAGAAACAGCCCCCGAAGAAGAGCCAAUAAUUGAAGAGUCUGCUCUCCCAGAAGUUGCUUCUACAGAGCCUGCUUGUUCUUCGGAGCCUGCUUGUUCUCCGGAGCCUGUACCUACAGACAACCCUGCUGAAAGAGACAUUGGGGAAUGGACGACUCUUCAAGUAUCUUCUGAGGCAGAAGAGUGGCAAAAUGGAUCUUUGUCUUUUACCAAUGCUCCUGAUUCCAAUGUGCUACCCUGGAAUUCAACAGUACACCCCGAGGCUGCAAACAAAGGCCAAGCUCAGAGCCAUGUGGCCCAGAUUUCAGGUGCAGACCCGUCUUCACAUGGGAAUCGGGGAAGUCUCGACGCGAACCGAGUGUCUCCAAAAAAGGCGAAGAAGGCUAAAAAGAAGAAACGCCCUCCGCCAAUCAUCGCUAUUAAAGUUAAGAGACAUGUCAAAAACGCGCCUGCAGAGGGAACGAUUGAGCAUAGCGUCACGAGCACAAGUGAGCUACUCGAACUGAUCGAGCAGGCUGCUUCUUUCAGGAAGACAAAAUUGACGGAAAAGAAUGUUGGGUCCUCCCGUACUCAUGCGAUAUGCCACAUCAGAGUCGAGAAUUCAACCCCUGAGACUAUCGACGAUGGAUACCUAUACCUGAAUGACCUUGCUGGAUCCGAAGCAGCACGAGAUAUUGCAGAUCACACCGCUGACAGAAUGAAGGAAACCCGUGAGAUAAACAUGAGUCUCUCCGUCCUCAAAGACUGCAUCCGAGCGAUUUCAGGCGUGGAUUCGGCCUCGACAAAUGGAAAACAAUCCAAGAAGCCAUACGUCCCCUUUCGGCAGAGCAUUUUCCUGGACACGGGAGCAACCAAGAACACACUCCGGUACGCCGAGAUGCUGCGGACUUUACCGCCGCCGAAUAAACCAGCGGGAUAUGACCCAAAUGUUCCAACUACAUGGCGCAACAAGGACGUACGCAAUUACAUAAAGCUAAAGUCGGGUAGCCCCUCCAUCGCUCUAUAUCACCUUGCACCAAAAGAGACCGGUUCCCAACUUCUCCACCUACCCGUCGAGGAAUUCGUACGGCGUUCCAUGCUCACACACGGUGUCACGGAAGAACACGCCAAGACGUUCCACGAGCGAUUCUGGGCGUUGCACAUUGACUCCCGUCGCCUUGUGCCAAAGCUGUCUGCCACGGCCAACAAAGUUCCACCAACUGUCAACAAGCUUGUUGAGCAGGGAGGUCAACAAAAAUAA
This is a messenger RNA of Penicillium argentinense, 1842 nucleotides long. RefSeq lists its product as uncharacterized. Gene Ontology annotation, biological process: microtubule-based movement. The record is from RefSeq and is a predicted model, not a curated record. NCBI's taxonomy places the organism in Eukaryota, Fungi, Ascomycota, Eurotiomycetes, Eurotiales, Aspergillaceae. Gene Ontology annotation, cellular component: kinesin complex; microtubule; centrosome. Gene Ontology annotation, molecular function: microtubule motor activity; ATP hydrolysis activity; ATP binding. Bases 1 to 1842 code for a protein of 613 amino acids. The transcript has 5 exons.